Molecule: messenger RNA, 1761 nt
Organism: Colletotrichum spaethianum
Lineage: Eukaryota; Fungi; Ascomycota; Sordariomycetes; Glomerellales; Glomerellaceae
Product: putative efflux pump mfs2
Exons: 2
Coding region: 1-1761 (586 amino acids)
Biological process (GO): transmembrane transport
Molecular function (GO): transmembrane transporter activity
Source: RefSeq, a predicted model, not a curated record
AUGCAGUCUUUUCUUCAAUACCGGCGCGCGGGCGUUGAAGCCCAGGCGCAAAUCGACCGAGACGUUGGAAAAAUCCAGUCAUCCAACUCACUAGGCCGGCCAUACGAUCAGGUGCACUCGGGUGGAGGAGCACAAGAUUCCACGGCGCAGGGGGAGAAAAGACAAAGUCCCUUGUCGGGUUCGUCUGACACCAUCGAUUUGGAAGCCCGAGGACAACAACCCGAAGGAGUAUCGGAGCCUAUUAAGCGAAGCCAGACCGCGCGGACCGGGUACUCCGAAGGCACGGCCCUCGGUCGGGUGCUGACCGGCAUCCAUGUACGGGACCGCACGGGAGCUGAGGGGCACGGAGGCCGUGUCUUUGUCGUCGGCUGGGCGGGGCCGGACGACCCCCUAGACCCGCACAACUGGCCGACUGCCAAGCGCAUUGGCGUCACGCUUCAAAUAUCCAUGAUUGCGCUCUUCGUUGGGGCCGCGUCGGGGAUCGACGCGACGGUGCUCCCGCAAGCCGCGAGGGCGUUGGGGGUUAGUGAGGUUGCCGAGUCGCUGGCCACAGGUCUGUAUCUCGUGGGCAUGGGCCUCGGAUCCCUCGUCGCCGGCCCCUUUUCGGAAACCUUUGGCCGCAACGCCGUCUACGCCGGCUCCAUGGCCAUCUUCAUGAUCUGGAUCAUGGCAUCCGGCCUCGCGCCCAACUUUGGCGCCCAGAUCACUUUCCGUUUCCUGGCCGGGUGUUCCGCCUCGACGCCGCUGGUCUGCUCUGGUGGCUCUAUCGCUGACAUGUACAACCGCCUCGAGAAGACGUGGAGCUUCCCGCUCUACGCCAUCACAUGUUUCGGCGGACCGAUGAUUGGCGCCGUCAUGGGUGCUUAUAUCGGCCCUUCAACCGCCGUGAGUUGGCGAUGGACCGAGUGGACGGUGCUGAUAUCCUCGGGCCUCGUUCUGGUCCUAGUUCUGCUCUGCAUGCCCGAGACCUACGGCCCGCUGCUUCUGCAGUGGAAGGCUGCCCACUACCGACGGAUCACUGGCGAUGACCGUUUCCGCUCUGAACACGAGAUCGUUGAUGCUACGCUGUUCAGCCGCCUCAAGACCAGCAUGACGCGGCCCUUUCUCAUGCUCACAGAGCCCAUAAUCAUGGGCAUGACGCUGUACAUCACCGUCGUCUACAUCGUCCUCUUCACGUUCCUCGUCGGAUGGCCCUACAUCUUCGAAUACACCUAUGGCCUCGACCAAGGCCUUGCGAACAUCAUCUUCAUCGCCAUGUUCGCUGGCACGCAAGUCAACUUUGCCUUUGUCCCGCUUAUCUAUUCGAUGACGGUGAAGCGAGUUGGGAAGGGCGAGGAGGGCACAGGGUUCAAGCCGGAGAUUCGUCUUUGGUACGCCAUGUUUGGCGCUGCCGUCGCCGUCCCAGUCUCCCUCUUCUGGCUCGGCUGGACCAAUUACGCCAGCAUCAGCAUCUGGUCCGCCAUCUUCGCAGUCGUUGUCUUCGGUUACGGCGUGACGGGCAUCUUCAUCUGCGUAUACAUGUACAUCAUCGACUCGUACGAGAUAUACUCGGCGUCGGCGCUUACGUUCGUCGCCCUCAUUAGAUACAUGGUCGCGGGAGGGAUCACCGUGGUUGGCAUACCCUUUUAUGAGAAUCUGGGCACUCAUUACACACUGACAAUCCUCGCUUGCAUAUCAGCCCUGCUUGCGCCGAUACCGUACGUUCUUUACUACUACGGGCACUGGGUCCGAGCCAAGAGUCGGUUUGCUGUGUCGCUGUAG